UUAAAGUGCCAAAUGCCCAGAUUAGAGGACCACUGUUGGAGCUGCUCCUGUGCAUCAAGUGUUGAGACUAAACACUCAUCCGGAGCUCACUGGUUAGCAUCCAAAGCUGAAGAAAUGAUGUCCAUAAUCACCUCUGUGCUCAGCAACGCGUACGGAUCUCUGCACGACGUGCGCACGGCCAAUCUGAUCCGCAGGGGUCUCGUGCUCUUCACCGUGGCUUUCCUGGCCCUGGUGCUCAACUUGCUGCAGAUUCAGAGAAAUGUCACCUUGUUUCCCGAGGAGGUGAUGACAACUUUGUUUUCGUCUGCCUGGUGGAUCCCUCCGUGCUGCGGCACAGGGGCCGCUGUGGUUGGUCUGCUGUAUCCGUGCCUCGACAAACACCUGGGAGAGCCGCACAAGUUCAAGAGGGAGUGGGCCAGCGUCAUGAGGUGCAUCGCAGUGUUCGUGGGCAUCAACCACGCCAGUGUUAAGCUCGACUUCGACAACAACGUGCAGCUCUCCCUCACGCUGGCGGCUCUAUCUCUGGGUCUCUGGUGGACGUUCGAUCGGUCCAGGAGCGGCUUCGGGUUGGGCAUCACCACCGCCGUCCUCGCUACCGUGUUCACGCAGCUGCUCGUCUACAACGGAGUCUACCAAUACACGUCUCCGGACUUCCUGUAUGUGCGCUCCUGGCUCCCGUGCAUAUUCUUCUCAGGCGGAGUUACCGUGGGGAACAUCGGACGCCAGCUCGCCAUGGGCGGCGUGGAGAAACCCCACAUGGACUGAACGCAGCACAAAGAAGAGAAAGAAGGACAGGCGAAUUAAAGAUGGACACGUUACGUGAAGAAGGAGAGAACAGGAGGAAAGAGACUCUGAUUAGACUUCGUCCUCAUAACAAAGUGCCAUGCACCUCCUUGUGGCCAAACCUCCAUCGAGACAGGAGGACGGUGUUUUGCCUUUUCUUUGAUUUUGAAGUGUUUUAUUUCCCCGCUGGAAGCAUCUUCCUGAGUGGAGGUGUUGAUGCACCUGGACUUGGUGCAAAAGACUAUUUCUGUUGUUAUUUUUAAUAUAUAUAAUCAUAAAAAGGGAAUUGUACGAGUGGGCGAAACAGAUGUCCUCACUCUCUCUCAGUGAAAUGUAUUCAGUUGAAGCGCAGGGAGAUGUGUGUUCCCAGUUUAACCAAAUUAAGUAUUUAUUUUUGAAUGACCCCAAACCAAAUAUGGAAGUAUUCCUUUAAAGUGACGAUGGUGGAUAGAAUAGAGAGACAGGAAGUAUGUAGAGGAGUGACAAUUAGUCUUUACAGGCUGUGACUCACCUGCGUAAAUUCAAUAUGCUACGAGUCAAAAAGCUCACAAUUCAAGUUCCUCAGAGAAGUCGCAUUGACCCUUGAAUGGUAUAUUUACACCAUACAAUUAUUGGAAAACGGUGGAGGAUGAGGAGGGCCACGUGUGACGUGUUUGGGGAGAUCUGACCAAAAGAGAUUUUAUUUUGUUUGGAAUUCUGAGAAAAAAAGUUGGAAAUCUAAGAAAGUCGGAAUUCUAAGAAAAAAAGUCGGAAUUCUGAGAAAAAAAGUUGGAAUUUCGAGAAGAAAAGUUGGAAAUCUAAGAAAGUCGGAAUUCUAAGAAAACAUUUAGGAAUUCUAAGAAAAAGUCGAAAUUCUAAGAAAAAAAGUUGGAAAUCUAAGAAAAAAAAUUAACAGAAUUCUGAAAAGAAUAUCAGAUUUUCAGAAAAAACUAUUUUUUCCCUGCAAAAUCCUCACUUUUGGGCCCUAAUCCUCCUCCAUAUAAAACCAUUUUUAGUUAUUAAGUUAUGGACAGAGUCAGAGCAUUAUUCUGGAGGUAAUGUACCGGGAGUAAAGUACUUUUGCCACGGGUAAACCGGUUGAAACCGCUCUCCGGUGAGUUUAGUUUUGGGAACAUACGGCGAUGAAGAAGACAUUAAGAUUUGCAGUCUGUGAUUGCCUGUGUAUUAUAGAACGUAGUGCUUUUGUCACUAUAACCAUUUUAGUUUCAUCAUUUGUACAAACACGACAUUAUUGCUCAUGUAAAAUGGAUUUCCUUGUGAGACAGGUAUUACUGCCACACUAGACCUACAGUAUGUUAGUCAGCGAGGAUUAAGUGCAAUCAGAGUAUUCAUGAGCCCAUUUAUUUAUUAUUUCUGACAAGUAUAUGCAGUGUGGAUACCGAAACAAUAACAUGGUUCAGAGAUUAGAGUCACAUGCCUUCAGAGUCAAAACCAAUGACUCUCACAAGAGAGGAAACAAUAUAUUGUGUCAAAACAAUUGUCAUCAUAGAAGGAAACCAUACUUUUUUAAACAUUUUGUGGCGGAUCACUUCGAUCUGCUCACAUUCAGGUGUGUUAUUCUGGAGAGGAAGCUUUAUUUUUGGAGGUGGUGAAGCACCUUUGGGAUGUUUUAGGCGUUUGUGUGUCUGAUAUUUCAGCGGUGUAUCAUUUUUUGCUACCAUGGAUUUAAGUGAAAAAUAAAAACACCUCAUAAGGA
This is a messenger RNA of Gymnodraco acuticeps, 2479 nucleotides long. It is a transcript of the gene insig1, whose product is annotated as insulin induced gene 1. Gene Ontology annotation, cellular component: endoplasmic reticulum; SREBP-SCAP-Insig complex. NCBI's taxonomy places the organism in Eukaryota, Metazoa, Chordata, Actinopteri, Perciformes, Bathydraconidae. The record is from RefSeq and is a predicted model, not a curated record. Gene Ontology annotation, biological process: cellular response to insulin stimulus; SREBP signaling pathway; SREBP-SCAP complex retention in endoplasmic reticulum.